Messenger RNA from Trichomonas vaginalis G3, 504 nucleotides. RefSeq lists its product as uncharacterized. The coding region runs from base 1 to 504 and encodes 167 amino acids. Lineage: Eukaryota; Parabasalia; Trichomonadida; Trichomonadidae. The transcript has a single exon. The record is from RefSeq and is a predicted model, not a curated record.
AUGAGGCGAAACAGGACACUGAGGACAUCGAAAAAAGAAUUUAUCAGUAAAGAAAUGCUUGAAACAGUCUUAAGCCUUUUUAAACUUGGUCAUAGUACGAAAACUAUCGCUUCCGUGACACACAUAAAAGAGCGUAAGGUCAAAGAAAAAACAAAUGAAUAUUGGAAAGGUAUAGUUAAUGUAUUUUCGUUAGAAGAAGACUUAAUAAUCCUAAAUAAAUUGAAAGAAGGAAUUCAUCAACCAAAGGCACUUAAGGCUGUGUUACCUAAGAAAAGUUGGUGGAUGAUUAGAAAUAGAUUACAACAGAUCCUCGCUAAAUUCCCUGAUAUUGAGACUACUACAGAAACAGAUAUUCGGACAACUUUUCAUCCUAAUGAAGUCGAUUCCUCAACUGCUGAAGGAAGUAUCUUUGAUGUAGAAUUAGGUCUAGACCUUGAAGAUUUAUUUGAUGGCUUCGAAUCUAUGCAAAAUCCAGACUUUGAAAAUUUUGAUUCACCUUUUUAA